Messenger RNA from Elephantulus edwardii (Cape elephant shrew), 1710 nucleotides. It is a transcript of the gene ASPSCR1, whose product is annotated as alveolar soft part sarcoma chromosome region, candidate 1. NCBI's taxonomy places the organism in Eukaryota, Metazoa, Chordata, Mammalia, Macroscelidea, Macroscelididae. The record is from RefSeq and is a predicted model, not a curated record. The coding region runs from base 1 to 1710 and encodes 569 amino acids. The transcript has 16 exons. Gene Ontology annotation, molecular function: protein binding.
AUGGCGUCCUCGGCCGGCGGCGGGGGCUCCGCGGUGUCGGUGCUGGCCCCGAACGGGCGGCGCCACACGGUGAAGGUGACGCCGAGCACCGUGUUGAUGCAGGUCCUGGAGGACACGUGCCGGAGGCAGGACUUCGACCCCAAUGAAUAUGACCUGAAGUUUCAGAGGAGUGUGCUGGACCUCUCCCUCCAGUGGAGGUUCGCCAACCUACCCAACAACGCCAAGCUCGAGAUGGUGCCUGCCUCCCGCAGCCGAGAGGGCUUGGGAAACAUGGUUCGCAUUGCAGUGCAGAUGGACGACGGCACCCGGCUGCAGGACGCCUUCUGCGCAGGCCAGACACUCUGGGAGCUUCUCAGCCACUUCCCUCGGACCAGGACAUGCUUGGAGCAGCUGGGUGAGGCGACUCCUGUCUGUGUGUACAUGAGGGACGAGGUGGCGGGCACGGCUGCCCUUCAGGGGACGACACUGCAGUCACUGGGCCUCACUGGAGGCAGCGCCAUCAUCAGGUUUGUAGUGAAGCUGAGUGACUCAGCCUCCAGGCCGGAAGCCCGGAGCAGAAGACCAGGAAGCCCAACACUGUCUGUAUCUGCUGACCAUGACGCUGGCCACUCUGUGCUCCCUUUGGACACUGGAGGGCUCAGCAGAGGCGACUUGAGCCGUGUGGAGCAUGCAGGCCCCUCUGAGGCCAGAUCUGCUGAUGGCUGGGGCCCAGAACCGACAGGCCCUCCAGUGCAGUGGGAUUCCAAGUUGUCUUCACCAGCAGCCUUUGUUCCCUUCUCUGGUGGGGGCCAGCGUCUGGGGGGCUCCUCUGGGCCUGCCCACCCCAUGAUGUCAUCAUUCGCCAAAUCACCCAAGUCCUCCAGCCCUGGAGGCCCUUCCCAGCCAAAGAAGUCAAAGCCUGGUCCAGGGUCCCUGCCAGAGUUUGAGCAGCCCGUGGACCGUGACCCCGUGGUGUACCACCCAGAUCUGGAGGACACGCUGCAGGCCUGGCCUGUGGAGCUGCCGGAUGAGUUCUUUGAGGUGACCGUGGAUGACGUGCGGCGACGCCUGGCCCAGCUCAGGAGUGAGCGAAAGCGCCUGGAAGAAGCACCCCUGGUCACCAGGUCCUACCGAGAGGCUCAGAUGAAGGAGAAGCUGGAGCGGUACCCCAAGGUGGCCCUGCGGGUCCUGUUCCCUGACCGCUACAUCCUGCAAGGCUUCUUCCGGCCCAGUGAGACGGUGGGGGACCUGCGGGACUUUGUGAAGAGACACCUGGGAAAUUCAGAGCUGGACUUCUAUCUGUUCAUUGCUCCUCCAAAGACCGUCUUGGGUGACGACACACUGACCCUUUUUCAGGCGAACCUCUUCCCAGCCGCCCUUGUGCACUUGGGCACGGAGGAGUCCACAGAGGUAUACCUGGAGCCCAGGCUGCUGGAGCAUGCCAUGUCCCCAUCCUCAGCUGACAUGCUGGUGACCAGGUGCAUGGCCAGGCCUACAGCAGGUCCCCCUUCACUGCCGGCCCCUGAUCCUGGGCCCACAGAGUGUGAACAGACCACUGAGGACGCACUGGGCCCCCCUGAGUCCACCCCAGAGCCAAACCAGUCUAUGCAGAGAAACCUGGGCCCGGUGCCCAAGUGGCUGAAACUGCCAGUUGGGGACAGACGUCUUCCCUCAUUGCUCAGUAACGACUACUUCCCAGCGGCAGCCUGUGGCCGGGGCCCACCAACCUAA